Molecule: messenger RNA, 831 nt
Organism: Panicum virgatum (switchgrass)
Lineage: Eukaryota; Viridiplantae; Streptophyta; Magnoliopsida; Poales; Poaceae
Exons: 5
Coding region: 1-636 (211 amino acids)
Source: RefSeq, a predicted model, not a curated record
AUGCCUGAAUUAGAACUUGAGGACUCAAUUGAUCUAGGUAUCGAAGGCACUAAUUUACUCGGUGGACAGCAGGAUUUGACAAAUUGGACAAGAUCGGACAAGGAAGGCACAACCAGGAAUGUCUCAGUUAUUACUCAGGUGCAGGCCCAAGCAGUUGAUGAACCAGACGAUGAGGUAUUUGAUGUUGAUGAUGAAGAUGAUGAAGAUGACACAUACAUUGAUGAUGGAGUUGUUGCACCAGUUGCUUCUGUGGAGGGUCAUGCAGAUAAGGGUGAUGCUGGCACUAACUUGCGAUCUGAUACUAUACAGACCAACAUGAGAUCUCGAAGAGUUAAAGCCCCCAGUUUGAACCGAUCGGAAUCGUGUGAAAUGGAAGUCUACCUUAUUUCACUGAGAAACAAAGGGAGAGUGGCGGCGAAAGGAACAUUAAAGACUACUGAUAGCAAACGAGUUAUUGGUGGAAGCAUGCUUGGAACGGAAUUUGUUGGUGUUUAUGUUGAUGGAAUUGAAAAUAAGGGAGAUGAGGAGUUACCUCGACCACUCUAUAGUAUUUGUACUCUAAUAGAUGCUGUUGGCUUUAUUAUUCCUUGGCCCAAAUCACAUGUGAAAAAAGUUAUGAGUUCAAAUCAUACCUGAACCAGCUUGGAAAGAAGUUCAAGCCAUGAGUGGAAAGGAGAAAGAAAGGGCAACGAAAGAUAGAUAUAUUUUAGUUGUUACAGAAAAUUCUAGAAAUAUUUGUAUGAUACUGCUACUUUCUAUGUUUCUUUGAGAACAAAUUUGUCUUGUUCAGUGUACUUCAAUUAAUCGAUGAGUUGGUUCCAGAAUUACUCA